AUGACCAUGAAAGGUUUUCGCCAGAGAGUGACCGACAAGCUGCGCGCCCACGACUCCAACAAGUCAUCAAAGAAAAAGGACCAGUCGGGUACCUCUUCACCGUCGCAGGCCAACUCGGGCACUCACUCCCCUGCCGGCUCCGCGCACGCUACGCCUACCUCCUCGCAGACCCAACUCCCUAUCAACAAGCCGCUCCCGUCGAAUGACAAUUCCGCCGCACCUGCUGGCCUCGGCGGCCCUGCGCAGUCAUCUCAGCCUGGUGUGCCCAAUUCGCUUGCGCCUGGAGUACAAUACAUGAGUGGUCAGCCUCACAUGGCUCAGGGAGCAGGCAACGGUAUGCCUGGCGCGGCGCCAGGGACGCCGAACCGCGGAGGCCAGCAUCUGGCACCGAGUGUUGUCAUCAGCCCCAGCGCACCUCACGUACCCCCUCCCGGAGCCGCCGAGACGAUGCCUGGAGAUCUGCUCCCCCCCAAGGCCGGCAGCAAGUCGAACCUCUUCGAUCGCUUGCAGACCACCCCUAAAGAUGUUGCUGAGGGAAUUCGCACGCCCAAGCGGCAGCACUCUUCGCGUUUCGACAUCUCCGACCAGAGCAAACGCGAAUUGGAGAAGCUCCCUGGGUUCCACGAGGUCGCACCCAACAAGCGGGAGGAACUCUUCAUGCAGAAAAUCGAUCAAUGCAACAUCAUCUUCGACUUCAAUGACGCCAGUGGAGAUAUGAAGUCCAAGGAAAUCAAGCGCCUGGCCCUGCACGAGUUGCUCGAUUACGUCGCCAACAACAGACAAGUCAUCACGGAGCGCAUGUAUCCUCGUGUCGUCGAAAUGUUCGCCAAGAAUCUCUUCCGCCCUAUCCCUCCGCCCAUGAAUCCCCAAGGCGAGGCCUUCGACCCCGAGGAGGAUGAGCCCGUUCUUGAAGUUGCUUGGCCGCACAUUCAAGUUGUCUAUGAGUUCUUCCUGCGCUUCAUCGAGAGCCAGGAUUUCAACACCAACAUCGCUAAGCAAUACAUCGACCACGGGUUCGUUCUUCAGCUGCUCGAGCUAUUCGACUCCGAGGAUCCCAGAGAGCGCGAUUUCCUCAAGACCACCCUUCACCGCAUUUACGGCAAAUUCCUCAACCUCCGAUCCUACAUUCGGAGAUCGAUCAACAACGUAUUCUUCCAGUUCAUCUACGAGACUGAGCGCUUCAAUGGUAUCGCGGAAUUGCUGGAAAUUCUCGGGUCUAUUAUCAACGGCUUCGCUCUGCCGCUCAAGGAAGAGCAUAAGCUCUUCUUGACCCGUGUUCUGAUUCCUCUUCACAAGGUGAAGAGUCUUAGCAUGUAUCACCCGCAGUUGGCCUACUGUAUUGUCCAGUUUUUGGAAAAGGAUGCUGCUUUGACCGAGGAGGUCGUGCUCGGCCUCCUCCGUUACUGGCCUAAGGUGAACAGCACCAAGGAGGUAAUGUUCUUGAACGAGGUUGAAGAUAUCUUCGAGGUCAUGGAUCCUGCGGAGUUUGCCAAGGUCCAGGAACCGCUGUUCAGCCAGCUGGCCAAGUCCGUUGCCAGCCCUCACUUCCAGGUCGCCGAACGGGCUCUUUACUUCUGGAACAACGAAUACUUCUGCAACCUUGUCAGCGACAACGUUGAGGUCAUCCUCCCGAUCAUGUUCGCUCCUCUCUACGAAAAUUCCAAGGGCCACUGGAACAGGACUAUUCACGGCAUGGUGUACAAUGCUAUGAAGCUCUUCAUGGAGGUCAAUCCGCAGCUCUUUGACGAGUGCUCCCACGAAUACGCAGAGAAGCAGCAGAACGCGCAAUCGGAAGAGCAGGCUCGUAAGCAACGCUGGGAUAAGCUCGCCGAACUGGCCGCGGCGAGGAAGACCGGCUCGGUGGAUGCCAAGGCACCGCUCCCCUCCACUGGAUCCAAGGUUGGAUCUCCCAUGCGUACGGACGACCAGGACCCCUUGAGCCAGGACAGCCAACGCAGGUUAGAGGCCUUGCGGCUUCAAGACGACGCCAUGUCUAACAGGGAGCGAAGGCCCAAGGACUACGCGAACAGUCUAGAAAACCUUUCCGUUCUUACGCCGCGCUUGUACGGAUGCGAAGUCAUGUACAGACCGACUCUGUGA
Messenger RNA from Lasiodiplodia theobromae, 2100 nucleotides. Its product is annotated as Serine threonine protein kinase. The transcript has 8 exons. The coding region runs from base 1 to 2100 and encodes 699 amino acids. The record is from RefSeq and is a predicted model, not a curated record. NCBI's taxonomy places the organism in Eukaryota, Fungi, Ascomycota, Dothideomycetes, Botryosphaeriales, Botryosphaeriaceae. Gene Ontology annotation, cellular component: protein phosphatase type 2A complex. Gene Ontology annotation, biological process: signal transduction. Gene Ontology annotation, molecular function: protein phosphatase regulator activity.